Molecule: messenger RNA, 1164 nt
Organism: Pseudopipra pipra
Lineage: Eukaryota; Metazoa; Chordata; Aves; Passeriformes; Pipridae
Product: hydrocephalus-inducing protein homolog
Exons: 6
Coding region: 1-810 (269 amino acids)
Biological process (GO): cilium movement; axonemal central apparatus assembly
Cellular component (GO): axoneme
Source: RefSeq, a predicted model, not a curated record
AUGCCUGAAGGGACACUUGCUGAAGAGGGUUUUGUGCCAUCCAAGAACUCCAACUGUGUAGCUUGUGAGCUGGUGUGCUCUGCAGCAGCUCACAAAUAUUCACCACUUCUUACCUCGCUCUGUGGGUUUUCUGCAGGUCCAGAUGGCAGCUUGGAAUUUGGAACCAUUAAUGUCCUGGAUAAUAAGCAGCAAGUCCUGAGUCUGCAGAACAAAGGCUUAUAUGACAUUGAGUACAGUUUCAAGCUGACCACUGGAAGUGCCAAGAGGGGUGACUUGGAAUCUCCCUUCACUGUCCGGCCGCAGGGGGCUGUGCUGAAAGCCUCCCAGCCACCUGUGAAAGUUGAGGUCCUCUUCCACCCCACGACUGAAGUGUUUCUCGAGAGCAAACGCAUCCUGCUCUGCCAGGUCAUUGAUCUCAAAUCGGGUCAAGGAGGCGAGACCGUUGCCACCAUCCCAGUGAGGGUGUCGGCGAGAGCUGUGUACAGCAAGUACAGCAUCGAGCCUGCCUCGCCCAUCGACUUCGGUGCCAUGGUUAAGGGCACCAAGAAGAGCCAGGUCUUAAUUGUGGAGAACAAAGGCACCCUCAACUUCAAAUUCCUCAUCCACCGAGCACCUCCACUGCAAAGGCUCAGCUCACUGCAGGCGUGUUCACGGUGUCCCCUUGCUCCGGCUCCGUCGGUCCUGGGGGCCAGCAGAAGAUCACAGUGGAUUGCAACACAGGAGCAGAGGGGAAAUGCGAGGAGCAGCUGUACAUUGAUAUCAGCAACAGAGACCCCAAGGACAAUCCCCUCAGCAUUCCCUUUACCCUGACUGCCGAGUCCUGCUUCCCAGCGCUUGUUGAAGACGUCACGUCCAUCUUUGAGCAGUACCCGAUCCACAGCAACGUCAAUCUCCACCAGACGUUACAGUCGGUGCAAGGCAACGGUGUGUUCAUCAGAGAUGAUAACAAAUUCAUCUUCACCAAAGUUCAGGUUGGGCAACGGGCCACGGCUCGCUUCAAGAUCUCCAAUGGCAGCAGUGUCCCAUGUGACGUUGUGCUCUCCAUCAAAGCCUUGCCUGGAGAGGUAAGAACAAGAGGCCAAGGUGAGCGCUGCUCUCUAAAGGCCAUGUGAGAGCCUGCCUUGUUCUCCAGAGUCAUUGCGGUCUCUGACCCAGCUGGACCAG